UUCCUUUUCCGUAUCCUCCUCUCUCCCCUUACCACCCCCGCCAUACUAUUUCCCACUUCUAUUCUAUUUUAAGCCAUUCCCUUCUUUGCUUCCUUCUCCACCAUCCACUCUCUUAUUCUCUGCUCUCUCUGUAACUCUCUUUUAAAACCCAUCUCUUACUGAGCUCUCUUUCAUUUGUCUAUUACGAUUUAUACGAUCGUCUUCUUCUGAUUGUUCUUAAUCUGGGUGUGUUCAAGAUUCCUUAAUCAAGGAGAUUGAAAUGAUGCAUGAAAAUUCAGUUCUUGAUCCGGGUGGGGAAAUGGAAGUAAGUUUUGGAUAUCAAUGCAAUACAACUGAAGGAUAUGAUAUCCCUACCGGAAAGAAACUCCAAAGAAACAAUAGUUCUUUCUCUUGCCUCUCUGGGGCUGCCAUAAGUGCCAAUGCCACAUUAGCCAACACCAAUAUCUGCAAUGGGCUAAUUAGCUCCGAAAUUCUUCCAUCAAUAGACUCUCCCAAAUCAUUUCGAAGGAUACCCUCCUCGCCUUCCUUCUCAAAGUUAGACUUAUUAUCUUCUUCUUUCCAAAGUAGCAUGUCCAACUUGAGUUGUAGCCCUUCUACCCCCGAGACACUUGAUUUCGAUUCUUUCUUGUCGAAAUCCUUGAGUGCACCCUCAAGAAACGAAGAUUUCCUUAAUGCUAUUGAAGUACAAGUGGCUGGUGGCGCCGCUGGUGAAGACAGAGUUCAGGCGGUUUGUUCUGAGGAAAAUGGUUGGCUUUUCUGCGCAAUCUAUGACGGAUUUAAUGGACGAGAUGCAGCCGACUUUCUAGCUGGAACGUUUUAUGAAACAAUCAGGUAUAAUCUGAAUUCGUUAGACAUGGAAUUUGACUCCUUUAAACCCGAUGAUUAUUUUCUUGGAGAUGGUAAUAUGGGGAGUGAGAAGCGAUCUCUUUCGCCUAAAACCCGAGUGCUUGAUAGCUUGCAGCAUGCUCUUAAUCAGGCAGAAAAUGAUUUCUUAUAUAUGGUUGAGCAAGAAAUGGAGGAUCGGCCAGAUAUAGUGUCGGUCGGUUCUUGUGUUCUUGUCGGGCUUCUGCAUGGGAAGGAUUUGUAUAUACUCAAUUUAGGUGAUAGUAGAGCAGUUUUAGCAACAGAUGAUGACGAAACUACGAUUGAAGAUUUUAAGGGAUUGAAAGCGGUGCAAUUAACCGAUAGCCAUACAGUCGACAAUGAAUCGGAAAGAAACCAACUAAUUAGCGAAMAUCCUGAUGACCCUAAGACAAUUAUGCAUGGAAAAGUUAAAGGAAAGUUGAAGGUUACUCGAGCAUUUGGAGUUGGUUACCUGAAAAAGAAAGUUCUGAAUGAUGCUUUGAUGGGUAUUCUUAGGGUUCGUAACCUUCAAAGUCCUCCAUACGUCUCCGUACAACCAUCAUUAUACAUGCAUGAAGUAUCAAGCUCUGAUCACUUUGUAAUAUUUGGGAGCGAUGGUUUAUUUGAUUUCUUCACCAAUGAUGAGGCGGUGAAGCUUGUCCAUUCCUACAUAUCAACCAAACCGUCUGGGGAUCCAGCGAAAUAUCUUCUGGAGCAGCUUGUACUCAAAGCCGCUUGUUCUGCAGGUUUCAGUACGGAAGAGCUAAUGAGUGUCCCUGCUGGCCGGAGAAGAAAAUAUCACGAUGAUGUCACUGUCAUCGUUAUAAUCCUAGGUACAAAUAAACGCACUUCAAAGGCCUCAACAUGCAUAUAGUUUGUUCCCAUUAUCAUAGCUGUAGCUAGUGCCGUACAGUUUUGCACUCAACAAUAUUAUUUUGCAUCGUGUAGUCUUAUUCUGUUUCAUUGUUGGGCCAUCGUUAUCUGUAUGGAGUUUGAUACGUUGGUAAAUAUUUGUUAAACGUUACCUAUUUUUUCAUCA
This is a messenger RNA of Cynara cardunculus var. scolymus (artichoke), 1882 nucleotides long. Its product is annotated as probable protein phosphatase 2C 40. The coding region runs from base 260 to 1717 and encodes 485 amino acids. Lineage: Eukaryota; Viridiplantae; Streptophyta; Magnoliopsida; Asterales; Asteraceae. Gene Ontology annotation, biological process: protein dephosphorylation. The record is from RefSeq and is a predicted model, not a curated record. Gene Ontology annotation, molecular function: protein serine/threonine phosphatase activity. The transcript has 4 exons.